AUGGUCCACGACCAGCUGGUCGACGACAGGGCCGAGCCGCUCCUCCCGGCCGAAGAAGCGGGCAAGCUCCGUUCCGCGCUACGCAUCGACCUCUCCGUGGGAUGCUCCCGCGGCGGAGUGCUCCAGCCGUGCCGCCGCAAGCACGAGCCGCCCAGUCGUGAGGCGCGAGCGCAGCUGCCGCUCGGGCCGAACGAGCACGCGACCGAGGGCGAUAUCUGCGACAUGUACGCGCGGUUGGGCUGGGACGAGCGAGACCAGCUCGGCGCCGUCCUCGUGCUCAAGCUUGCGCUCUCGCUGACCGCCUCGGGCAUGCCAACCUACACCGCCGAGCCGCUCCUCCGCACCGUCGCUGCCGCCGCGAACCUCCCUCACUGCCACCUGCUGCUCGGGAUGCGCUCGCUGCAAAUCUCGUUCGGCGGCGGGCCGGUGCACGUCCUCUCCUCGCGUCAGGGAAAGGUGCUGCACCGUCUCUCCGACCUCCACUGCCUCACCCUCGCCGUCGCCGUCGCCGUCGAGCCCGCCACUCUGAUGGCCCUCCAAGCUGUGGACGCGAUCAACCGCCGCCGCUCGCCCUUUGGCUGGGCGAUCGAGGCCCUCGCUUACCACGGCUUUGCGUGCGCCGCCGCGCCCGCCAUCUUUGGAGGCGGCCUCGGCGAUUUUGCCGUCGUCGCGCUCGCCUCUGUCCCUGUGCGGCUGACCCUCGCGGCGUGCGGAGCGCUGCCGCAGCUCUCCGCGCUCAGCGACCUGCUCCUCCCCAUCGUCGCCGGCGUCGCCGCGCCUUCGCUCUGCGCGCUCUUCGAGCUCGACGCGUGCCACGCGGCGACGGCGACGCUCUCGCUGCUCCUCUUCGAGCUGCCCGGCUCGGAGCUGCUCUUCGGCGCGACCGAGCUCAAGCGCGGCAACCUCGUGGGGGCGACGCGGCUCGUCCACGCCGUGGUGCUCACCAUGUUCAUGGCCGUCGCCCUCGCCCUCGGCUGGUGCCUCGCCGCCCUGCCGAUCUCGCGGCUCGCGCCGAGCCCGCCACCCAACCCGUGGCUGCCGGCGGCGGCGCCGUGCAGCGGCGGCGCCACCGCCGAGCUGUGGCCCGCCCUCCUCCAGAACGGGCUGCAGCUUCUGCCGCUGGAGGUGAGCUUCUUCGUGCUGCUCGGCGUCAGCGUGCGGGAGAUGCCCUCCGCCGCCGGCUUGCUGCUGCUCACGAUGCUGCUCCAGUUCUUCCUCUCCCACUCGGCGCUGCCUCUUCCGGGGCCGGUGUCCAACGCGGCAACGCUCUUUGUCGGCACCGCGCUGGGCUGCGCCCACGAGUACGUCCACGGCACGUCGCACCUGAUCGUGCUGCUGCCCACCAUUGUGCUCCUCGCCCCGGGCGCCACCGUCCUGAAGGCCCGUGCACCGACGGCGCAGCACUUGCGUGUAGGCGCGGCAGAGCCGCCCCCGACCGACGCGUGGUUCGAGCUGCUCAUGCUCGCGGUCUCGUUCGCCGUCGGCGAGGCGAUCGCGCACCACCUCUGGGCGCCGGCCCUCUCGCGCCGCGCCGCCGCGCGAGCCGAGGCGACGGCAGUCGCUCUCUCAGACAGCAAGGCCGUAUGCCCGGUUCGGCUCGCGCGGAUUGUGGCUGUUGGCGUGCCGGUGGCGGAAACGCUGGAGUGACACGCACCAUCCCAUCCAGAUCCGCACCGAUCAGCCAUCAGUCCAGUUCUCGAGUCGAGAGAUCAGACUCUCUCUUCAUGUUAAGCGCAAAAGUGGACGUGCAACCCA
Messenger RNA from Emiliania huxleyi CCMP1516, 1755 nucleotides. RefSeq lists its product as hypothetical. The record is from RefSeq and is a predicted model, not a curated record. Bases 1 to 1647 code for a protein of 548 amino acids. Lineage: Eukaryota; Haptophyta; Isochrysidales; Noelaerhabdaceae. The transcript has 3 exons. Gene Ontology annotation, molecular function: transmembrane transporter activity. Gene Ontology annotation, biological process: transmembrane transport.